Panonychus citri (citrus red mite) is the source of this 1335-nucleotide messenger RNA. RefSeq names its product myeloid leukemia factor 2-like. Lineage: Eukaryota; Metazoa; Arthropoda; Arachnida; Trombidiformes; Tetranychidae. The record is from RefSeq and is a predicted model, not a curated record. Gene Ontology annotation, cellular component: cytoplasm; nucleus. The coding region runs from base 113 to 1057 and encodes 314 amino acids. Gene Ontology annotation, biological process: regulation of DNA-templated transcription. The transcript has a single exon.
UGGUUUUCAUUUGGUUUUCAUUUGUAACUCGAAACCUAUAUUGUUGUCAUUUUGUCUGAAAGGUUGAUUGUUUUACUUUUCUGAAUUUGUGAAAUUUAUUCAAUUAAAAGUCAUGGCUUUAAUGGGCUUUGGUGAUUUCAACGAUAUGUUCGGUCAUGUUGAUAGAAUGAUGAACAACAUAAUGAGAAUUCAUGCUGAUCCAUUUGGUAUGAUGGAACCCAUGAUGCCGAUGCCUGGAUUAACCAAUAUGGCUGGUGGAUCCUUUGUUUCUUCUUCUUCUGUGGUGAUUACUAGUGAUGGGACUGGUCGACCUCAAGUCUAUCAGGCCACUAGGACAGCAAGAUAUGGCCCAGGAGGUGUUGCAGAAACCCAAGAAUCGGUUAGAGACUCUGCUUCUGGCUUACAAAAAUUGGCGAUUGGUCAUCAUAUUAAUGAUCGUGGUCAUGUUAUGGAAAAAAGUAAAAAUUGGUAUACUGGGGAAGAAGAGGAAAAAGAUGAACUAAUUAAUCUGGACGAGGAAGAGCAACAAUCCUUUGAAGAUGAGUGGAAAACUCGUAUGUACUCUCAUCAACACCGAGGAUAUAAUGGUGAUCGAGCAUUAACUUCAGGCCAAGGUUCAACUCCUUUAGCAAUUACUGCAGGACCUUCAACAUCUGGUGAGUCGAGUAGCUCACAUUAUUAUCCACAACAACAACAACAACAACAACAGCAUCAAAACCGACAUUUGCACCAAAAUCAAUACCAAAAUCUACACCAAAAUCUUCACCAGAAUCUACACCAAAAUCUUCAUCAUCAUCACCAACAGCAUCAGCAACAUCGGGCCUACAAUCAUCCUCAACAACUUCGAGGUGAAAUUAAUGCUACAAGUUCCAGAUGCGAUCCUGAUAUUGAAAUAAUUAGUGGACCAGGUCGAACCCAGAGUUACCAUCAACAACCAGUAGCUAGUUCAUCUCAGCAAUCAACAUCUCGACAUAGAGUCCCUUCUAAGCAACGAAGUAAAAAAGAUAAAAAACCUUACAAAAGGUCAAGUAACAAAAACGCUGACCAACAACAUUAGUUUCACCUGAAGAGCAAGUAAAACAAAACCAAACCAAAAUAUUUAAAUCUCUUGAUUGUAAACAAAACCUAAACGAAUUGGAAAAGGUUCUUUUUGUUGGGGUUAAUUCAAUAUUGUAUUCGAUCUACUCAUCGUCACCUUAACGGAAUUGUAAUUGUGAGACUUAUCGUUCUCAUGUGACACACAUACCGAGUUUUAAACAUGGUACAUCAUUCUACCUUAUCAAUUAUCUUCUUUCUCUUUCUAUUUGUGAUUAAAUGUUCUCUUAACGAGUUUCA